Molecule: messenger RNA, 1704 nt
Organism: Lolium rigidum
Lineage: Eukaryota; Viridiplantae; Streptophyta; Magnoliopsida; Poales; Poaceae
Product: probably inactive leucine-rich repeat receptor-like protein kinase IMK2
Exons: 3
Coding region: 1-1704 (567 amino acids)
Biological process (GO): protein phosphorylation
Molecular function (GO): protein kinase activity; ATP binding
Source: RefSeq, a predicted model, not a curated record
AUGUGGAUUUUGUACACGCAGGUAUGGGUGCGGAAUCGGGCCCCAUCCUUCGCUCCGGUCGACACGGAGAAUCUACCCCGGACGGUCGAACCGGACAAGAGCGACUGCCCUCGAGUCCUCGACGCUCCUCACAUUUUUCUGUCCCCCUCAAGGUUUUCUCUGUCCAAAUCCUCCGUCGUCGCCGCCGGCGCGCCUCGGGCCUCCUCUGUAUCCCGCCCUCCCCCGCCUGGUGCCCCCUGUUCUGACCGGCACGGAUGCUCCGCCGGCGCGCCCUCUCCGCCGCCCAUCCCCUCCGCUUGCAGGCAAUGCCCGGCGGGGCAAGUCCAGGCAUUCAACGUCUCCAACAACAACCUCUCCGGCGCGGUGCCAGCCCCGCUCCUGCAGAAGUUCGGCGCCGACUCCUUCGCCAGAAACGCGCUGCUCUGCGGCUACUCUGCUUCUUCGCCGCCCUGCCCCGUGUCUCCCUCCCCCGGAACACCGGCAUCGUCCGGCGCACAGGGGCGCCACGGCCUCCGCAAGUUCAGCGCCAAGGACCUCACGCUCAUCAUCGCCGGGAUCGUCAUCGGCGCCCUCAUCCUGCUCUCUCUCUGCUGCCUCCUGCUCUGUUUACUGACGAGGAAGAGGAGGUCCAACGGCAGCAGCACGCGGAGCGGGAAGGAGCCGUCCAGGAAGGACGCCGGCGCCGCCGCGGCUGCCGGGCGAGGCCAGAAGCCGGGUGCGUCAGAGGCGGAGUCCGGCGGCGACGUGGGCGGCAAGCUGGUCCACUUCGACGGGCCACUGGCGUUUACCGCCGACGACCUGCUUUGCGCGACCGCCGAGAUCAUGGGGAAGAGCACGUACGGCACCGUGUACAAGGCGACGCUGGAGGACGGCAACAUGGUGGCUGCGAAGCGCCUGCGGGAGAAGAUCACCAAGGGGCACAAGGAGUUCGAGGCCGAGGCAGCGGCGCUCGGCAAGGUCCGGCACCAGAACCUGCUGUCGCUCAGAGCCUACUACCUCGGCCCCAAGGGGGAGAAGCUGCUCGUCUUCGAUUACAUGCCCAAGGGCAGCCUCUCCGCCUUCUUGCACGCUCGGGCUCCGAACACGCCGGUGGACUGGGCGACGCGGAUGGUGAUCGCCAAGGGGACAGCCCGUGGGCUCACCCACCUCCACGACGACAUGAGCAUCGUUCAAGGCAACCUCGCUGCAAGCAACGUCCUCCUCGACGACGACUCCAGCCCCAAGAUCGCCGACAUUGGCCUCUCCCGCCUAAUGACGGCCGCCGCCAACUCAAGCGUGCUUGCCGCCGCGGGCGCCCUGGGCUACCGCGCGCCGGAGCUGUCCAAGCUCAAGAAGGCCGGCACCAAGACCGACGUGUACAGCCUCGGCGUCAUCAUCCUCGAGCUCCUCACCGGCAAAUCCCCCGCCGACACCACCAACGGCAUGGACCUGCCGCAUUGGGUCCGGUCCAUCGUCAAGGAGGAGUGGACCAGCGAGGUGUUCGACCUCGAGCUCAUGCGCGACGCGGCCACUGGCCCGGAGGGGGACGAGCUCAUGGACACGCUCAAGCUCGCGCUGCAGUGCGUCGAGACGUCGCCGUCGGCCCGCCCCGAGGCACGGGAGGUGCUGCGGCAGCUCGAGGCGAUCCGGCCUGGACCUGGACCAGAGGGCGGCGCCGAACAGACCGACGAAGGCCAUGCUGUUGCCUCUACAAGCAAUGCGUAG